AUAAUAAAAAUACCCUUGGUCUCGAAAGUUAUUUGUGUAUGCCUCUCUACGACUAAUUGUGGGGAUUAAACUGAGGGAUAAAAACCAAAACCACCUUAUCUUGGAAUUUUCAAACCAACUACCCUCUCUCAUUAGUUUUGUUACCCUCUACCUCCUAUGUUUAUCAAGUGACCUAAUUUUCGAACCAACUACACCCUCCGUGUUCUAUAGAUACCAUCCUAUCCAAACAGGCCCUAGCCGUUCUGCCAGAGGGUAGAUGGGGUGAUUUAUAAGAUGCCAAGGGCGGGGCUGGAAGCAAAAUAAUAGGAAGGAAAGGAACUGUUGGUCUGAUGAGCAAGAGAAAGGGGGGUUUUGGUACUUAUUCCUCGAUUCGACGAAAUUGCAUGUAGCUACCUGAUUAUCGAACCAGAUUGAACUUUUGGACUCAGGAAAUCAAAUCCACAUCCACAUGGUUGGGCUCAGCAGAUUAGCGGCUUAGAUCACACACGAUCCCCACAUACAAAAGCAAGUGCACAGGUGAGCGUGGUAGCAGGGCAAGGGCAAGCUACAAGGUUAACUGGAAAUAUACAGAGCUCCUCUUCCAUAUCAUGUGCAACCUCGCUCACGACAUUACCUUCUACGCCUCCCUGAUCGAAUCAUGUUCGUCCACCAAGAACCUAAGCACACUGCAAAAGAUACACGCUCGAAUCCUGACCGUCGGAAUCGCCCACCACGAUUUCCUCCGGGCCAAGCUUGUCUCUUCCUACGCCAGCUGCGCACGUAUGCAUGAAGCCGCCCACGUCUUCUUCCGCGCUAACCGACAAACGACUUUCCUCUACAACUCCAUGAUCAAGGGCUACGCUUCCCUCCACCUCUACCGCCAAUCCCUCCACGUCUUCCGCCACAUGCUCCAACGCGGCAAGCUACCCGACCGGCGUACGUUACCCUCAGUCCUCAAAUCCUGCGCCGGGAUCUCUUCUCUCCACCUCGGCAGGCAGGUCCACGUGGCGGUCCUCGUCCAUGGUUUCUCCUCCGACGUGGCAGCCUCUAAUUCGCUGGUGACGAUGUAUGCGAAAUCAGGCGACCUGGAUUCCGCCCGGGCGGUGUUCGAUAAAAUGCUCGAGAGGAAUUCGAUCACGUGGUCGGCAAUGAUCGGUGCGUACGGCGCGCACGGCCUCUCCGGCGAGGCCCUUCGGCUGUUCGACGGGAUGCUGGCUGCCGGGGAGUCGCCGGACGGCGUCACGUUCACGGCGGUUCUGACGGCGUGCAGCCACGGGGGGUUGACGGAAGCAGGUCGGAGGGUGUGGAAGAUGAUGGAAGGGAGGUUUGGGGUGCGACCGGUGCUGGAGCAUUACACGUGUAUGGUGGAUAUGUUGGGGAGGGCGGGACAAGUGGAGGAAGCAGAGGCGUUGGUUGGGGAGAUGGACGAAGAGCCGGACGAGGCGCUCUGGAGUGCGCUGUUGGGGGCGUGUAGGGUGCAUGGAAAGGUGGAAGUGGCGGAGAGAGUGGCGGAGAGGGUUUAUGGAAGGAAGCUUGGAAUUUAAGUUUUGCUGAUAUCGUGAUACGGAAUUUGGUAAAGCUGCAUCUCCACUGUACACGUGGCAAGGGAUGUAGCAAUUGUGUCCAUCCAUAAUCCUAUCCAUUACAUCCGUAGAAAAUGAAAGUAGUUGAUGGUCCAUAAUUCAGCUGGCUGGAUUGAAUCGUUGAAGAAAGUGUGAGCAGGAUUGUUUAGUAGAGUUGGUUUAGUUUUCAAACAUCAGCCAUUCAUGCAUGUUGGCCGCUAUAGCGCCGACUGCAUGGAUGGAGCUGAUUGAUACAUCACCCUCCCCCCUUGUGUUAGACAAGGCAUUUAGGAACCGCAUUGCCUGCAGCACCCGUGGCAGAUGUGACCCAACCUGCGGGGCCUACUGUGAUGUGUCUUGUAUCCAUGCUCUCCAUCCUUUUACUAGCUCAUUUUAGGGCUGAGCUGGAAAAUGAAGCAGAUCUAAAGCUUAAGUGGACCACACUACCGGAAACAGUGGGGAUUAAACAUCCAUCAUGAAAAGUUCUGUUGGGUCACAGAAGGCAGUCUAUGAAGAGUGGAGCGCCAAAUAAAUGUUCCGAAUUGAAUGAUAUGAAUUGCCGCUCUAUGUGCAUGAGCAAGAUCCCAUAUACAUGUCUACUAGAUCAUCUCUUCGUAAAAAGAUUUUCAUUAGAUCA
This is a messenger RNA of Magnolia sinica, 2178 nucleotides long. RefSeq names its product pentatricopeptide repeat-containing protein CRR2, chloroplastic-like. The record is from RefSeq and is a predicted model, not a curated record. The transcript has 2 exons. Lineage: Eukaryota; Viridiplantae; Streptophyta; Magnoliopsida; Magnoliales; Magnoliaceae. The coding region runs from base 588 to 1523 and encodes 311 amino acids. Gene Ontology annotation, biological process: RNA modification. Gene Ontology annotation, molecular function: RNA binding; protein binding.